Chenopodium quinoa (quinoa) is the source of this 1259-nucleotide messenger RNA. RefSeq lists its product as uncharacterized. Lineage: Eukaryota; Viridiplantae; Streptophyta; Magnoliopsida; Caryophyllales; Amaranthaceae. The record is from RefSeq and is a predicted model, not a curated record. Gene Ontology annotation, biological process: CAAX-box protein processing. Gene Ontology annotation, cellular component: membrane. Gene Ontology annotation, molecular function: metalloendopeptidase activity. The transcript is spliced from 8 exons. Bases 134 to 1060 code for a protein of 308 amino acids.
GCAAAAAGUUGACAUCUUUUAAACAUUUUAUCAAGGAGAUUAAACAAAGGGAAAAAAAAAAAGUCAGUUUGCUUCUUCAAUUUGGCAAUUCUGUACUGUAUGUGCUGCUGCUUGUUGAAGAACUGACGAUAAAAUGGGAUUGCUCACUGCAAAUUAUUGGAGGUGGAGGAUUGCAGCUAACUUCUUAUCCAACAAAACCCACAUCAAUGGAAACACUUUUGGCCUCACCCAGCUAAACCCUGAAUUUGGAGGUAGGAUAGUGGCUUUCGCAGGCCGAAAAUCAGCCAAGAAACUGAAGAGAAUUAAGGAACAGCAAAGUGAGGUGAAAUUGGAUAGUAGUAAGAAUUCAUUCAAUGAUGAUAAUGGGGAGAAAGAUAGUGUCCCUUCAAAGAUUGAUACCAUCAAUGAUGAUUUUGCCUUGGUGAAUGAGAGAAGUGAGCUUAAUUUAGUUACUAAUGAUGUUCCUUCAAGGGGCACUGUUCUUCGAGCCUGUACCGUGACUUCUGGGCUGAUAGCGGCUCUAGGCUUGGCGAUUCGGGAGGUAUCUCAAAUUGCAUCUUCAAGAGGAUUGCCUGUCUUUGACUGCUCCCAAGUAUCAUUUGAUUUCCAGGUAUGGCAUCUCGAGUUGGUUAUUGGUUUGGUUGUGUUGAUAUCCUUGUCAAGGUAUACAUUACUGAAGAUAUGGCCUGAUUUUUCCGAAUCAAGUGAAGGAGCCAAUAGACAGGUCCUGACAUCCCUAGAGGCAUAUGAUUAUCUGAUUGUUGCUUUCCUUCCCGGGAUUAGUGAGGAGUUACUUUUCCGGGGUGGGCUGCUACCGCUUCUGGGGCUGAACUGGAAAAGUGCUUUGGCAGUUGCAGCUCUGUUUGGCGUUCUACACUUGGGAAGUGGUCGGAAAUCAUCCUUUGCUAUUUGGGCAACAUUUGUAGGGUUUGCAUAUGGCUAUGCUACAAUCGUUUCUUCAAGCUUAGUUGUGCCAAUGGCUUCUCAUGCGCUGAAUAAUCUUGUUGGUGCCCUUCUAUGGCAGCAAACAUCAAGAUCAUCCAAACAAAUAUCGAGCUAGAAGCCUAGAAUACUUUAAUGUAUAUACAUGAAAACAAUGAUUUCUGCAUGUAAGCUGGCGAUUUGUGGCUGUGUUAGCCUUUAAUAGUUUAGUGAUUACUGCCAUUUAGAUACACAAUUUGGCAUAAGGUGUGAUAAUUGACAUCUGCAAUGGUAAGUGUUUUCAUAUAUAUGAGUGAUACUGAGUAUGAUCUGAUAAA